Messenger RNA from Penicillium malachiteum, 891 nucleotides. It is a transcript of the gene gtmA, whose product is annotated as gliotoxin thiomethyltransferase. The transcript is spliced from 4 exons. The record is from RefSeq and is a predicted model, not a curated record. Lineage: Eukaryota; Fungi; Ascomycota; Eurotiomycetes; Eurotiales; Aspergillaceae. The coding region runs from base 1 to 891 and encodes 296 amino acids.
AUGCCUGAAUCAGCACCAAACUGGGAUUUUCUCUUCAGCGACCCCAAUUUCAUCAAGUCAUAUGAAAAUGGCGAAAGAGUCACUGGAACGUUUGCUGAGACUCUUAUCGAACAGAGUGACAUUGUGGCCGGCUCAAAGGCGGACCCAGAAUGCUCGCUGGUCAUACUAGACAAUGCCUGUGGUACUGGCGUGGUCUCUAGCAUUCUCCAUCGUGAUAUCGAUGAUCACGUCAAGGGAAAUUGGAAAGUCACAUGUGGUGACAUUGCGGAAGGGAUGCUGCAGUAUGCUCGCCGUCGUGUUCAGAGAGACAAAUGGAUAAAUUCCGAUGUCAAGACCGUGGAUGUACAAGACACCAAGCUUCCAUCAGGUCAUUUCACACAUGUCUUCACAUCUUUCGCCUUUAUGGCCGUUCCUCGAAGUUUGACAGCCUUGGACGAAACCACUCGCAUUCUACAGCCAGGAGGAGUCAUUGGGUUCACCACCUGGAUUCAGCCUGGUUGGGUUCCAAUCAUGAAGAAAGCAAUCGACCUUCUGCCGGGUAGAUUGCCGUGGCCAACUGCGGAUGAGUUUCUGAGAACCUUAGGCGAGGGUAAACUUUGGGAUUCUCCGGCAUGGAUCGAAAACCAACUCAAAGAACGAGGCUUUUGUGACAUCAAUGUCACCUCUGUCACAAAAAGCAACCCCGUCUCGGUAUCCGACUUUGUGGAUAUGGCCAUGUUCAUGGUACCCAUCGUCAUCGAGUAUUUCUGGUCAGAGAAGAUGCGACAGGAAAGCAAGGACAAGAUCAAACCAGUUCUGGAGAAAUACCUUAUCGAUACAUACGGGGAGAAUGGGGAAGUGUCUGGGGAAUGGAUGGCUAUUGUCUCCACCGCUCGAAAGGCCAGCCCUUGA